This is a messenger RNA of Vittaforma corneae ATCC 50505, 366 nucleotides long. RefSeq lists its product as uncharacterized. The transcript has a single exon. The coding region runs from base 1 to 366 and encodes 121 amino acids. The record is from RefSeq and is a predicted model, not a curated record. Lineage: Eukaryota; Fungi; Microsporidia; Nosematidae.
AUGGUAAUCAAAUUGGAGGUUAGUCUUCAAAGCUACUUUGAUGCUGAGACAGGUGAAUGCAAUACCAUGCCAAAUUUAAACCGUCUGACCCUGCAUGGAAAUCCUAUAUCAAAAAUUGAUGCAAGAAUUGAAAAGGUUUUUCCAAAUAAAUUCAUGGAAAUACGUCUAAACAAUCUACGCUUAUGCCAUCCACUUAGUAAUAUGAAAGAUGAAUUGAAAAAAGCACGUAUCCAGCCCAUUGAGCCUGAUAGGAGCAUCAGUAUUGGAUGCCAUGAAUUAGUUAAAUUGGUCUUCAACACUGACUUAAAAUAUCUUUAUUUACUAAUAUCCUCUUCGACUUUUAUCUUCUGCACCAAUGUUCUUUGA